UUUUGGUUCAUUAAAGCCCCUCUUCCUCUUUCAGGAAUCAGGAGUACAGGGGUGAAUGUCGGCGUCUCUUUGCUCUUUCUUUCUGUCUCCCGCUGGCAACAAUCAAUCUUUCAACAUUUUCACACCACGUUUUACCGUAAUUUGCUGUUUUUUGGGUGCGCGGCAUUAACAAAAACCAAUUAUUACUAUUUUAAUAUAAUAUCGAAAUCGGGAAAAAAAAAUCCUUUUUUGCACCGACUGGUAACCCUGCUGCUGUUUAUUAUGGCCGGCCGGCCGGCCAUAUAUAUGGAUAUGGAUGGUGCACAGCAGCAGUUUAAAUAAAUAAAGACAUACGACGGACGUGUCGCCUCUCAACUCAAACUCUUGCUUCAAGUGGGACAAAACGCUGCUCUAAGCGACACACCACACCAGCCAGCAGCUCAUCUAUGUGAUACUUCCUGAAAAACUCCACCUCUCUCUGACUGCCUUAUAGGAUAUCACCUGCUAUUUCAAAGACAUAAUAGAGGAAAGACAUAUUAUCAUGGCCUCAAAACAUGCCCCUCCAAGUAAUAAGGGACGACGGCCAUUCUCAACAUUUAUUGUACUCGGUCUAUGUUGCCUCUUUUACCUGCUUGGAGUAUGGCAGAAUAGUGGGUCUGGAAAGGGUGACAGGUUAGCAGUAGCAGUUACAGAACAAACCGAAAACUGCAACAUAUUCCCUCCUUCCAGUCUUGAUUUUGAACCACACCAUACUUUUGUUUCAAAAAUCGACACUUCUGAACCAAAGAUCAAACCAUACAGAAUUUGUGAUGCUAAAUAUAGAGACUAUACUCCUUGCCAAGAACAAGAUCGAGCUAUGACUUUCCCUCGGGAAAAAAUGAUAUACAGAGAAAGGCAUUGUCCGCCGGAUAAGGAAAAGCUUCGUUGUCUUAUUCCUGCACCGAAUGGAUAUACGACCCCGUUCCCCUGGCCAAAAAGCCGUGAUUAUGUAUAUUAUGCUAAUGUCCCUUACAAACAUUUAACGGUUGAGAAGGCGGUUCAAAACUGGGUCCAGUUUCAGGGUAAUGUAUUCAAGUUUCCAGGAGGAGGAACGAUGUUUCCUAAAGGAGCAGAUGCAUAUAUCAAUGAGCUUGCAUCUGUAAUCCCAAUGGCAAACGGGUCCAUAAGAACAGCGCUUGAUACUGGUUGCGGUGUGGCUAGCUUCGGUGCAUAUCUGCUGAAGAGAAAUAUAUUAGCAAUGUCGUUUGCACCAAAAGACAACCACGAAGCACAGGUUCAAUUUGCACUAGAGCGUGGUGUUCCAGCUGUUAUUGGUGUUCUUGGCUCAAUACGACUUCCAUACCCUUCAAGAGCAUUUGAUAUGGCACAUUGCUCUCGUUGCCUUAUACCCUGGGCAGAAAAUGAUGGUAUGUAUCUGAAGGAAGUUGAUAGAGUACUAAGACCAGGUGGGUAUUGGGUUCUUUCUGGCCCUCCAAUUAACUGGAAGACCUACUACAAAAUCUGGAAAAGGUCCAAGGAGGAUGUUAAGGCUGAACAGUUGAGAAUUGAAGAGAUUGCCAAGCUUCUUUGCUGGGAAAAGAAGUACGAAAAAGGUGAUAUUGCAAUUUGGAGGAAGAAAGUCAAUUCAAACUCUUGCAUUAGGAAGCCUACCAAUAUAUGCAAAUCCAAAUAUAGUGAUGGCGUUUGGUAUAUGAAAAUGGAAGCAUGCAUAACUCCCCUUCCUGUGGUUCAGAGUUCUGAUGAAGUGGCUGGUGGGGAGUUAAAGAAGUUUCCAGCUAGACUCUUUGCUAUUCCACCCAGAAUAACCAACGGGUUGUUGCCCAGAGUAACAAUUGAGUCAUAUCAAGAGGACAAUAAAUGUUGGAAGAAACAUGUAAAUGCCUACAAAAGGACUGUGAGCCUGCUUGGAAGCACUAAAUAUCAUAAUAUAAUGGAUAUGAAUAGUGGGCUUGGAGGCUUUGCUGCAGCACUGGAAUCGCCUAAACUGUGGGUGAUGAAUGUGGUUCCAACUAUUGGUGAAGACACUCUAGGUGUCAUCUAUGAGAGAGGGUUGAUUGGCAUAUAUCAUGACUGGUGUGAAGGAUUCUCCACUUACCCAAGGACAUAUGACCUCAUUCAUGCCAGUGGCGUAUUCACCAUGUACCAAGACAAGUGUAAAUUUGAAGAUAUUAUUCUGGAAAUUGAUCGGAUUUUGAGGCCAGAGGGAUUGGUCAUUUUCCGAGAUGGAGUUGAAGUUUUGAACAAGGUGAGGAAAGUUGCUCAGCACAUGAGAUGGGAAAUGAAGUUGACAGAUCAUGAAGAUGGACCAUUAGUGCCAGAGAAGAUUCUUAUUGCUGUGAAACCAUAUGAUUCAGCUGGUAGCAUUCCUGCUGAAGAGAAUAACAAAUCAAGCAAUAAGUAAAUCUUUUUAGAGAAAAUGUAAAGCAAAUGCUUUUCGUUGCAGGAUCAAAUUUACAGGACACCAAUGUUGUGAAAGUGUGAAACUGUUGAUGUAAAGUUUAGAUUUUUGUAAUAUUCAAAAUUAUUAUUCAAGUAGGAACUGGAUAAUUUCAUAUCUAGCUACAAAUAAUGAAUAAUGUAGCAAGAAGAGUAGGUUUAUGAUGUGUGGCUAAACUGCUAAAGCUGUCUUAAUUUUUAUUCGAAUUUUUAUAGAGUUCACAUUAAUAUGAUAUAGAAAAUAAUACUUUUUGCCUAGGGCCUCCAAAAUGCUAGAGAUGGCCUUGCUCCUCACGAAUCAUGAUUAGACACUUUUAUCUCGA
Molecule: messenger RNA, 2738 nt
Organism: Cuscuta europaea
Lineage: Eukaryota; Viridiplantae; Streptophyta; Magnoliopsida; Solanales; Convolvulaceae
Source: the annotation of a GenBank genome assembly